AUGGAUGCAUUCAGAGAACUUGAAAAUGGGUCACUCUUGUCCAGUUACUCUGCUCCUGCUGGAUGGGAUCCCUUCUGUCGUCCCUUGGACUCCAUCCAGCCCUGGCAGUUCAGCCUUCUGGCAGCAGUAAUGCUGGUGGUGACCUCCCUGUCACUUGCUGAGAACCUGGCUGUAAUCCUGGUAACUAUUAAGUUCAAGCAAUUGAGACAACCUGUCAAUUAUAUUAUAGUCAAUUUGUCUGUGGCUGAUUUCCUGGUCUCACUGACUGGUGGUACCAUCAGCUUUUUAACAAAUCUAAAAGGUUAUUUUUUUAUGGGAUACUGAACUUGCGUACUGGAAGGAUUUGCUGUCACAUUUUUUGGCAUUGUAGCUCUCUGGUCUCUUGCCCUGCUGGCUUUCGAGCGGUACGUUGUCAUCUGCCGCCCGCUGAGAAAUGCGCGCUUGAGGGGGAAGCAUGCAGCUCUGGCUAUUGUCUUUGUGUGGAGUUUUUCCUUCAUUUGGACCAUUCCACCAACAGUUGGUUGGAGCAGUUACACCACCAGUAAGAUUGGAACUACUUGUGAGCCUAACUGGUACUCAGGAGCCUAUGCUGACCGUACGUACAUUAUUACAUUCUUCACCACGUAUUUUAUAGUACCCUUAUUGGUGAUUUUGGUAUCCUAUGGAAAAUUGGUGCAGAAGAUAAAAAAGGUGUCAGAUGCACAAGGCAGGCUUGGAACUACCAGAGGACCUGAAAGACAAGUGACUAGAAUGGUUGUUUUUAUGAUCAUUGCCUUUCUAAUCUGCUGGAUGCCAUACGCUACCUUUUCUAUCCUAGUCACUGCAUAUCCCUCCAUUGAGCUGGAUCCUUGUCUGGCAGCAAUUCCGGCUUUCUUUUCCAAAACAGCCACCAUUUAUAAUCCAAUUAUUUAUGUCUUUAUGAACAAACAGUUCAGGCAGUGUCUGAUUCAAAUGUUCAGUUGCAGUGCCAUAGGGACUGCAGAGUCCAACAUGAACCUGACUUCAGAGGGAGCAGUGCUAACCCAGGACAGAAGAGGCAGUGAGAUGUCCCCUGUGGCAGUUCACAACACGGUUUCCAAGAGGAAAACUGCAGAUGAACACAGAAGCCAACAAUGUUUGGCUCUGUUGACAACUUCAGAAAACAGAAUGUGUCCCAUGUUAAGUGGGAGAUGA
Molecule: messenger RNA, 1173 nt
Organism: Cinclus cinclus
Lineage: Eukaryota; Metazoa; Chordata; Aves; Passeriformes; Cinclidae
Product: vertebrate ancient opsin-like
Exons: 5
Biological process (GO): G protein-coupled receptor signaling pathway; visual perception
Cellular component (GO): photoreceptor outer segment; membrane
Molecular function (GO): G protein-coupled receptor activity
Source: RefSeq, a predicted model, not a curated record